Messenger RNA from Nicotiana tabacum (common tobacco), 680 nucleotides. Its product is annotated as major strawberry allergen Fra a 1-2-like. Gene Ontology annotation, cellular component: nucleus; cytoplasm. The record is from RefSeq and is a predicted model, not a curated record. Gene Ontology annotation, biological process: abscisic acid-activated signaling pathway; defense response. Lineage: Eukaryota; Viridiplantae; Streptophyta; Magnoliopsida; Solanales; Solanaceae. Gene Ontology annotation, molecular function: protein phosphatase inhibitor activity; signaling receptor activity; abscisic acid binding.
UUUCCAAUACAUUGUGCUUUAAAUUUCUUCUACAAGCUGAACAUGGCUAUCACUUCCUUCACUGAUGAGUACACUUGUCCUAUUCCUCCAUCAAGAAUCUUUAAAGCCUCCAUUAUUGAUUCUCACAAUUUGAUGCCAAAGCUAAUGCCACAAGCUAUUAAAAGUAUUGAAUUUGUUCAGGGUAAUGGAGGUGCUGGAAGUAUUAAGCAAAUCAACUUUCCUGAAGGUGGCAAUUUUAAGUCCAUUAAGUAUAGGAUUGAUGAGCUUAAUGAAGAGAAAUUUGUUUACAAAUACACUUUGAUUGAAGGUGAUGCCUUGGUUGAUAAACUCGAAAAAAUAACUUACGAGGUGAAGUUUGAGCAGUCAGCAGAUGGUGGUUCUAUCUCUAAGGUGACAAGCACAUAUUAUACGGAGGGCGAUUUCAAGCUCAAGGAAGAAGAAAUUAAAGCAGGCAAAGAGAAAGUCUUAGGAAUGUAUAAAGCAGUAGAAGUCUAUCUCCUGCAGAAUCCUGAUGCAUAUGCUUAAUGUUCUGAGAUAUGCUUUUCUGUAGUGUGUGUUAGUUUGGAAGUGGUGUCUGUGGUCUUAAUUUUUCAAUAAGUAUAUGUUGUCUAAGUAUAUGCUUUUGUAAUUGGCUUCUCAGUACUUUUUUAUAAAUAAAUGAAUAUCCUGUUUUUUUUUCC